Molecule: messenger RNA, 3219 nt
Organism: Scylla paramamosain (green mud crab)
Lineage: Eukaryota; Metazoa; Arthropoda; Malacostraca; Decapoda; Portunidae
Product: poly(A) RNA polymerase, mitochondrial-like
Exons: 12
Coding region: 773-2548 (591 amino acids)
Molecular function (GO): poly(A) RNA polymerase activity
Source: RefSeq, a predicted model, not a curated record
UGAUCAGCUGAGUGAGUCCCGCAGCUAUCAACACCGGCGACACAUGUGAACGGUAAACACUGGUCCUCUCUCAACGCCCUCCCAUUGACCUUACCUCUGACCAGACUGACCUGACCAACCUACGGAAGGCCUAACACUGGGAAAGACACCUGACAGUUGCCUAACAGUACACGAUACUUAGACGCAUCAGACAGGACACACGAUACCACUGGUGGGCCCACCCUCCAGCUGUGUCCUAGACACUGCCGUCACCACACUCAGCCCACAUGCACAGGCUAGGCCUGACAGACACCCCUCACUGCCCCUGGUGGCCCACACAGCCAGACUCUCCAGAACACCGGCUGCUACACUGCCCCGCCACCACUCCCUCUCUCCUGCUCUCCUCCACUCACUGACAUCACUCCACAUCAGUAGCCAUCACUAGCAGGCCUCCUGGGUGGUUCCCAAGCACAGGUCUUCCUCCAGAAAACUAGACCGCUCACCAGAAUCUGACCAGAUAACCUGUGUGCUGCCAGCACCUUUUGGGACACUAGAGGCUGUGGCGCCACAGCCUGCGAGGCCCUCACUUCCCCAACAAGAAAGCUUUAAAUGCCAGGAAGAUAAAAACCUAAACUAAGUAUUCAACAAUGACGAGACAGGAAUCAUACUUAACAAGCAACAAAAAUGACAUGAAGUGGUGAAGGAGAGAAAAAAAAAAAAAAAAAAAGUGACGUGACUGGCUGGUGGCUGGUGGCAGGCUGCUGUGAUUGGUGGACAAGGGGAGGCUGUGGUCAUGCUGUCUGUGGGGCGGCGCAGUGCUGUGUGCUGUGCGAAGGGUGGCAAGUGUGUCUCUGUGUCACCGAGGGCAUGGCAUAGAGGCAUUAGAGAGUGGACAGGGAGUGCCCCACUGGAAGAGGUGGUGAGGACGCGGCGGCAGCAAGCCCAGCGCACCCUGCUAGUGGAGGUGGCAGGGGCAUCCUCGGCGGCUGAGCUGUGCAGGGUGUGUGGACAGCAUGGCAGGGUGCAGGCUAUGUUCCACUACACCCUGCCACCUAGAGGGCAUGUCAGGCCCAAGGAGAUGAUCUUGAUAGAAUACAGUGAGGUGACAGAAGCAGAAGAGGCCCUGAGGUAUGCCAGCCAUGCCUCCUCCAAGGACCACCCCCCCUCCUACUCCCCCAUGGUGUGGCUGUCUGCAGGAAGGGGUGCCACUACCCCCAAGAACCCCUACCCUACUCCCCCUGUCACCCUCACGCCUGCCGUCACACAGGAGGAAGUGUUGCAAAGGUUGUCGCAGUGUUCUAGUGUAUCAGAUCAGAUUCAGACUCUUCACGAUGCACAGAAACUCACUGAACUGGGAUGGCGUCUCAGGUUCUUCACUUGUCGACAGGUGGAAUCAGCACUGUCAGGUCUCUUUCCCCGCGCUGUGGUCUUCCCCUUCGGCUCCUCUGUCAACUCCUUCGGUCAUCGGGACAGUGACCUCGACAUGACCUUAGAGCUGGCAGGGGACGGCACCACACAGGAUGCGUCAGGUCGGCUGGUGUUUCAGGGCAAGCAUUCGAGCACCUCAGCCAACCCUCGACUCACACUGCAGCGGAGGAUGGAGGUCAUAGCCGAGCUGAUUGACCACUUCCUGCCCGGCUGCUCCCAGGUUCAAAGGAUUCUCAAUGCAAGAGUGCCGAUUAUCAAAUACCGACAAGAGUUGACUGCUAUUGACUGUGACCUUACCAUGUCCAACAGGUCAGGCUACCACAUGAGUCGAAUGCUGCAUCUGUACGGCUCAUCAGACAGCCGUGUGGUGCCUCUUGUGGGGGCGGUGAGGCGCUGGGCUCGGUGCCGUGGCAUUACCUCUCCCCACGCUGGCCGCUGGCUUACUAACUUCUCCCUCACAAUGAUGGUGAUGACUUACCUUAUGAACACCUCUCCUCCUGUGCUCCUGCCCCUCACAGCCCUCCAUGUGAUGCCAGGUGUGGAUGAGGAGACGGGAGAGCCAGUGUUCCAAGUGCCACCAGAGAGUGCCACCACUGCCACGACCACCGCCAGCAGGAACACAGAUUCACUGGAGUCUUUACUAAGAGGCUUCUUCGAGUUCUUUGAUAAAUUUAACUUCCGAGAGAGAGGAAUGUCAAUUGUUACUGGCAAGGAUUUUGUGAAGCCAGUCCACUGUGCUUUGUAUAUACAGAAUCCCCUGGACCGUGACCUCAAUGUGAGCCGCAAUGUGACCCUAGAGGAGGUGGAGAGACUCAAAACUGAGGUCACACAUGCUCGGUUCUUAAUGGAGGCUGAGGCGCAGGACAGUGACGGAACAAACAGCGGCACUGAGACGCUGUGGGGGGCGCAGCGUCUGUGGUGGCGCAGCAGUUCUGUGACACAGCGGCACAUUGACACUGUGAUAGACUGGCGUGCUGUGUUCCACCCCGCAGAGAACCCAGGACGCCCCAAGAAGGUGGAGGUGGUGGGUGAGAACAGUAAAGGGAAGGAGUUGCCCAGCUUGGUGUCCAAACUGAAGCAGAAGGCACAGCAGAGAAAGAAUCAUUCCCCCAGGUACACUCGUAAAGGGAAGAUACUGUAAGCUGCCUCUUUUUUGUAUGCUAGGUCUUGCUGGGAACCUUCAGGACUUAGACUGAGCUCCUACUUCUCUGGCGGGUCCUCUUGGUAGCUUCCAGGUCCCAAGUCAAGAUAGAGGCUGAAUACUUAUGUUUAUCUGUCUUUUAAAUGCAAAGAUGGCUAGUUAGGUCGUGUCUGGGUCACUGAGGAAGAAAAGAAGAGUGAUGGUAAGUGAGGAGAACAGUGAAGGGAAGGAAUUGCCCAGCCUGGUGUCUAAACAAGAAGACACAGCAGAGGAAGAAACAAGCCCCUACAUACACUCAUAAAGGGAAGACACUGUGAGCUGCCUCUCUUAUGUGCUAAGUCUUGCCAAUACUCUCUGAAUAUUCACUUCCUAGUCAUUGGUGUAUUCUGGUAGAGAUAGACAAGUUCACAUUUCUGGGACCUGUAGCUCUGACUGGACCAAAGGUGAUGAGAACAGAACAAGAAGUGAGAAAAUAUGUGAUCUGCUUCCUGUGUUUGUGUGAGGUGAUUGUGUGGCAGGACUAGAUACUCUGGUCCUGUUGUGGUGUCUUACUGCCAGGAGUCAUAGCUCUAUCUGACUGUGUAAUAUAUGGAUUGGUGAUUCCUGCUCCUCACCAGAAGGGCAUCUGUAUUACUUGUGAAAAUAUAAGUCAUGCUGUACAGAAUUUGUAA